AACAUGAAACCUUCAGGGAACGUUACGUUUUAGCUCUAAUUUAGCAAAUUUGUAACGUUUUGUAUGUAUAGGUUAAAUAACAGAUUUUAUAUACGUUUAAAAGUAACGUUCUAUUUGUGUUAGUCCAUGGAACGUGUCAAAAACAUUACAUUUUUACCUUAAAUAUGACCCUUUGGAACGUUACAAAAGAAACAUUUUGUGACAUGACAGUAACGUUUUACAUAAAAUGUUUUUUUUAUAACUUUAAAAACAUUGCCUCAACGUUACACGUACAAUAUUUCUGAAACAUUCAGUUUGCUAUGUCUCUUCAAUGUUUCCUUUGAAACGUUAACUUUUACACAUUCAAAAACGCCGCAACAACGUAGCAAAUGCGACAUUUCUGAAACGUUAAUUUGCGACGUAAUGUAAAGGUUUCAUUUAAAACAUUAAUUUUGAAACAUCUUACACCCCGCGUUAAUGUGCAUCAUCUGCAUGCGUUUAAGGAUACGGUCACGAUAAUGCUGCAAAUAAUGCUUUGAAGCAUUGAUUGGUCAAUUUGUAAAAUUCUUUACUCUGAUUGGUUAAUCAUAUGCUUCCAAAUUAUUUGUAGCAAGACUUUGACCGCACUCUAUAGCAGUGCAUGCAGCAUCAUCUUUUGCAUGAGAGAAUUAAUAUAGAAAAAUGAUAUUGUUGAAAUAAACGCGCUUUGUAGCGAGUCUGCAUGGCUGCGUUCAGAAUGAACGUCUAAGUGCACCCAGACAUCAUUUUAUCCUUGUUUAACAUUCGAUAAACAACAAAGAUAAAACAUCUGUGCGCACCUGCAAUGGACGUUUAUUCUGAACGCACUCCAUUGGACACGAUGUGAAGGCGCUUAAGGAGCGCUCGACCGGCCAGCGGGGGUAUCACGGCUAACGACACGGACGCGGGCUCCCGCGUUUUGUUUUCUGAAUCUUUCUUGUCUCUCUGCUUCUGACGGCGGGUGGACGUGGCCCGGUUUUUCCGUUUCUGAUUCUUUUUUUCCAUUUCCUUCAUUUUGUGCGUGCAAGCAAUUCCGGAAGGAGAAGUGAGUGGUUAACUGUGGUUUCAAAUCGAAGUCCGAGCUCUGGCUGACAGAGAAGCCAGAACUCGGACUUCGAGAUAAUAAUCGAGUGGUUGCCAGGGAAGGAAGCUGGAGCUUGGAGACAUAUUUCAAGAUACGAAAUUUUUACGAGUUUUGGAGCCUUGUGGCCUUAAGAACUUACUUCGAUUUCAUCGAAGAUGAUAUAAAAAUUAAAGACGAGUGUGAUCUUAUUAAAUUGCUCCAAAUAUUGAAUGAAUUCAAAGUCGAUAUAUUACCACUUCAAGUUAGAUUAACAGUAUAUAAAUUAAUCUUGAUUGAGUACUGUUUAAAUAACCAAAGGGAUGUUUAUAAAAAUAGACACAAAUUGUUAACAUUAGCAAUUUAUUUACGAAUUAAAGGAAAUAAUAGUAGACUUCGUAUAUAAAAUGACAUAAUAAGGGAAACAUUUUAAAAUUAAUAGCUAAAAAGGCACUUGAGAGUUUGUGAAUGUUUUGGAUAAAGUGACUAUACAAUUCAAAGAUUGUUUUAAAUUAUGGAGACUGUUUUUGCUGUAAAUGAUCAAAUCCAAGCGUUAUUGCAACGAAAUGUUCUUUGGUCUGUGGUCGAAUUUUUCGAUAAUUUGGAAGAAUCAGCUGCUAUCGAGGUAAUACCAACAAUAUGGAUCACAAUUAUCAACAAUGAAAUAACGUGCAAAGGGCCUGACAAAAAUCCUCGGAAAGCUAUAAAAAAAUGUGCAGCCCCAAAAAGUUCUUGGAAAAUAUAUAAAAUUUAAACUAUAUUACUUCAAACUGGUACAUACAAGUCUGCUUUGGAAUUUGCAAUUAAAAAAACUCAAACCGAUACUGAUAUAUCCGUUCCAGAAGUUCAAAAAAAAAGGAAACCAAAAAGAAAAAACCUAGAUGAUUAUAUGACCACUGAGCUUAGUGACAAUUCUGAAAGCCAACGAAUGACACCUCCUCCAAAACUUCCAACACUAUGUGAUUCCGCAAUAGAUCGUGGAAAUGUAUUUCCGAAGAAUGAUACAAACAUUGCUCCAACUGACAAGACAAUAAAUGAUAAUGACUUUCACGAUAACGAUAAAGAAAAUCAAAGUCCGAACGAGAUUGAAACUAACAAUUUGGAUUGUUUAAAUGACAAUGAGGAUCUUGAAUCCUAUCAUAGGAUUGGGAAUGCUUCACAGGAAACCAUGUUUACACCAAAUUUCGUACGCAACAUUUUAUUUGAAGAUUUACCAUCAGACAGUCAGAAUAUCAUCAAGAUUUUGGAAAAUACAAUAGUGAUUAGGAAGUUAUUGGAAGAACAAAAGACAUUUUUGGAACGAAAAAAAGAAAACGCACCAGUCAUGUUUACAGACCCAAAUUGUAAUAAUUUGUCUAUUCCAACAAAACCGUAUAAAAAAUUUAAAAAAUUGCAAGAGUAUGAUACUUCAUUGAGGAUUAAUACAAACAAAAGAAAACAGCUGGAAACGUAUUUUUAUUUACUAGGAGGGGAUUCACCCCAAAACCAAAUAAAAAAUUCAUUGGAAAAAAUUUUCACAAACAAAUUAGGGAUGAAAUGUUCGUGGAAAGGGCAAAAAGGGAACUUUGCAGUAAACAUGUUAAUUAUAAUAGAGAUAAUAAAAUGUGCUACUCGAAAACAUUUUCCGAAUUUAACGGACAAACAGAUGCAAAACUACGUAUCCGCAUGGCUAAAGUAUGCUAAAACAAGAUAUGACAGACAGCAGGUAAAAGUACAACCGGAAUAAAAACUUUGACAUGCCACAAAAAGUGCUUUGUGAAAGUGUCGAUAUAGUGCGACAAACAAAUUCACGCAAAGUAUUUGGUAUACCUUUAUACAAGUUGGACUGCGGUGAUGGCAAAGUACCACUCGUAGUAGAUCGAUUGAUCACAAUUAUCGAGAUGCAUGGUCUCUAUACCGAGGGUAUAUAUAGAAAGAGCGGCGUCAGUUCCAAAGUGAGAGAACUCAAAAUGAAAAUGGACGAAGGCAACUUAGAGAAGGUGGAUUUCGAAAACUAUCAAGUGCAUGUUCUAGCUGUGUAAAACGUGAAAAAUUAGAAAGUAUUUAAAGAAAAGCGUACUGCUCUUAAUAUACAUACAUAUACACACAUACAUAUACUUUGCUUAUAUUAAAGUGACGAGUGAGUCAUACCAAAUUACUUGUUUUUACAAAUUUACGGUCAUAAAAAUAUAAUUUAUUGUUACACGGUGUUGCAAUUCUCAGCAAACGUUCUUUUUUUACGGAGAAUCUUUUUAAUAUAUGGUUUGUAGAUGCGCUUUUUUUUUGUAAUUAUCCGUUUAGCAUUAGUAGAUCUAUCUUGAAAACCAUCUCUUUCCAAAGGAUCUAUUUGUCACGUUCAAGUAGAAUCGAUAAUCGACUGUUUUAAAUUUCAGCGAGAUCCUUUUAUUGUAUUUCGAUAUGACGUUUGACGACGAUAGCCGAUUUAAAGCGUUAGUUUUAGGCGUACAAAUUUAAAAGAGGACAAACAGUAAAAUAGGAAACCAAAAUAUAUUUUGUACAUGCAAUCUAACAAUUUCAUAAUAAUCUGUCAUUAUUAUUGAAUUUAUGCGAGAGAUGUUUAACAAGAUUAUAUUUCUAUCUAUCAAUAUUGUAUUUAUCUAUUUAAAGAAAAGCGUACUAUUCCUAAUACACAUAUACACACAGACAUAGACACACAUACACACACAGAUGUAUGGACAUUAAGAAAUUUCCGCUUAUAUCAAAGUGAAGAGGAAGUCAUACCAAAUCACUUUUUUUUUUCAAAUUCAUGUUCAUAAAAAUGUUGCACCGUGUUGUAAUUCUCAGCAAACGUUAUUUUUUACGAAAAAUCUUUUUGGUAUAUGAUGUAUAGAUGCGCUGUUUCUUUGUAAUUAUCCGUUUAGCAUGAGUAGAUUUACCUUGAAAACCAUCUCUUUCCAAAGUAUCUAUUUGUCACGUUCAAGUAGAAUCGAUAAUUGACUGUUUUGAAUUUCUGUGAGAUAUUUUUUAUUGUAUUUCGUUAUGACGUUUGACGACGAUAGCCGAUUUAAAGCGUUAGUUUUAGGCGUACAAAUUUAAAAAAGGACCAACAAAAAAAGAGGAAACCAAAACAUAGUUUGACGUAAUAUGCAAUGUAACAAUUUAAUAAUCUGUCAUUGUUGAAUUUAUAUAACAUGCGAGAGACGUUUAAUAAGAUCAUAUUUCUAUCUGUCAAUAUUCGCUAUCAAUAUGUGUAUUUGUGUUUAAUAUUGCAAUAAAUCUCAAUUCAGAUGAAUAAA
Solenopsis invicta (red fire ant) is the source of this 4293-nucleotide messenger RNA. RefSeq lists its product as uncharacterized. The transcript has 11 exons. NCBI's taxonomy places the organism in Eukaryota, Metazoa, Arthropoda, Insecta, Hymenoptera, Formicidae. The record is from RefSeq and is a predicted model, not a curated record. The coding region runs from base 1947 to 2783 and encodes 278 amino acids.